GGGUCGCGUAUCGAGGGUAGCUUUGACUUUUGCCAUAUGAGGAGUCGGUCUCGGUGGCGGUGUGCGGCGGAGAAAGACGUCGUCUUCUCAAUCUCAUCUGAAACAGAAUAUUCUUCCGAAUCUAAUCCUUCUCUCUGUUCCUCUUCCCAAUUUCUAAGGCUCUGUUUCUUCCUUCUUUUUCAAUCCUUUGAUUCGAUCUUGCCCUAACUUUCCCAUCUCCAUCUCCCUCAUCUUCAUCUUUCGCCGAUUCUCCCCUUUCCGUCUUCUCAUCCAACCUCAAAAAAUCACCUUCCCUACAAGAUUUUCAAUCCCAUCCACAACAGGGCAAAACCACCACUUGGGCUUCAAUCGGAUUCUCUUUUUUCCUCUCUAAUCAUGGCUUCCACUGAUGUUCUUAAACGAGAAGCGAAUCCUUUCCCUUUUUCCCUUCCUAACGAUCCACUCAAUGGUGAUACGGAUUCUCGGGGUAUGUCAAUCGAGAAGAAGAUAGAAUUCUUGGAGAGCUUGACUGGGAAGGUUACCAAUAGGAAGUCCCGCAGAUGGUUAAACGAUCGUCUUUUGAUGGAGCUUGUUCCUCGCUUGAAUGCUGAAGAAAUUAGAGGGCUGUUUGCUCCACCACCUUGGGGUGAUGAUGUACGGCCCACAACAUUCUCCAUGACUAAUGCAGAAGACUGGGACAAGUUCAGGAGUAUUGACAUGGAUAAAGAGGCUAAGAUCAUUGGAGUCUUCGAGAACUCAUCUUCUAAGAGAAAGGGUCAUAUUGAUGCAGAUAAAAUGGCUUUCUUGAAUGCCUGGCGUAGAAUUGAAUGUCGAACAAGGGAGGCUCUUCGCCGUAGUUUUCGUGCGGAGCUUGUUGAAGGUUAUGAGGAGAGCAUAAGAUCAUUUAUUUCAGACACUUGUAAAGAAGAUGUCUUAAUCAUGCGAGUUCAAGAUCCAUUCCACAGAUUAUUGCUACAUGGAGUUUGUGAGGUCGAUGCUUUCACCGAUUCGGCGUUCAAGGGAAAUCCAACUGCUGUUUGUCUUUUGGAGAAUGAAAGGGAUGAGACAUGGCUCCAAGAUUUGGCGGCUGAGUUCAAUAUCUCCGAAACCUGUUAUUUGAUUCGCAUAAACGAUGAAGAGGGGACUGGUGAUUCGCUCAAGCCCCCCAUGUUUAGCCUUAGAUGGUUCACUACUGUUGCUGAGGUAAAGCUUUGUGGUCAUGCAACAUUGGCAGCUGCACACAUACUUUUCUCAACUGGUUUAGUAAAUUCAAACAUGAUUGAGUUUUCCACACGUUCAGGAAUUCUAACUGCUAAAAAGGUUCCAGAUGUCAAGCAACUUGAGUUUUCAAAUGUUCAUAAUAAUGGUAAAUCACAAGAUAGUUGCUUUAUUGAAUUGGAUUUUCCAGCUAUCCGGACGCUAGAACUCAAUUCUGCUGCUGAUGUUUCUUUAAUCUCCAAAGUCUUGAAUGUUUCUUCUAUAGUUGACAUAAAGAUGUGUAACGUCGAUUUCAGUGAUCUAUUGGUUGUUCUUCCUUCAGAAAAAGACGUAGUAGAUUUUCAACCUAACAUUGAUGAGAUUAGAAAGUUACCCGGAAAUGGAGGGGUAAUCAUAACUGGAGCAUCCCCUGCUGAGUCGAAAUUUGAUUUUUAUAGUCGUUAUUUCUGUCCCAACUUUGGGAUCAACGAGGAUCCUGUAACUGGUAGUGCACAUUGUGCUUUGGCGGUCUACUGGGCCAAAAAGUUGGGCAAAUCUGAUUUUGUUGCUUAUAUGGCAUCACCUAGAAGUGGAGUAUUGUACGUCCAUCUGGAUGAGCAGAAACAAAGGGUUCUACUGCGAGGGAAAGCCAUUACUACGAUGGAAGGUGUUGUAUUGGUUUGAAAUUUCAUUUUCAACCAUUGUUCAAUCCUCUCUCUCCCACUUUCUUCUUCUUCUUCUUCUUCUUCUUUUUUUUUUUUUUUUUUUUUUUUUUUUUAAUAAUAAUAACCUUAUUAAGUGCUAUUGAAUGGUUAUUCUCAUCCAGCACAUGACUUUAUUUAGCCCUUGGAUUUGCAUUUGAAAUUUAGAUGUUAUCUUUUGUGAUGUUGUAAUAUGGAAUUAAAGCAACUUUGGUACCAAAAUGCUAAGAAACUUGUAGGAUCUAAGGACCAUGUUUAAGGAUAAAGCUCAAAAGAACUCAACUUGAAAAGUCUUGUAAUAUAAGAACUCAACUCGAACAGCUGUAAAAUCUCUAGAUUACACAAAACUUGAAACUAUCA
Cucumis melo (muskmelon) is the source of this 2237-nucleotide messenger RNA. RefSeq lists its product as uncharacterized. The transcript has 12 exons. NCBI's taxonomy places the organism in Eukaryota, Viridiplantae, Streptophyta, Magnoliopsida, Cucurbitales, Cucurbitaceae. Gene Ontology annotation, cellular component: cytoplasm. Bases 376 to 1860 code for a protein of 494 amino acids. Gene Ontology annotation, molecular function: nucleic acid binding; isomerase activity. The record is from RefSeq and is a predicted model, not a curated record. Gene Ontology annotation, biological process: biosynthetic process.